Messenger RNA from Lytechinus pictus (painted urchin), 8730 nucleotides. RefSeq names its product vacuolar protein sorting-associated protein 54-like. Gene Ontology annotation, cellular component: GARP complex. The record is from RefSeq and is a predicted model, not a curated record. Lineage: Eukaryota; Metazoa; Echinodermata; Echinoidea; Temnopleuroida; Toxopneustidae. The transcript has 26 exons. Gene Ontology annotation, biological process: Golgi to vacuole transport; retrograde transport, endosome to Golgi. The coding region runs from base 187 to 3504 and encodes 1105 amino acids. Gene Ontology annotation, molecular function: syntaxin binding.
ACGAUCUAUUUGUGUAUAAAUUGUCAUAGACAGCUGUUACGUGGACAGGUACGACGUUUUCUAUGCCAGAGAUACGCCUGUGAAAAAUGAUUUUAGUUUGCAGGAAACAAUAUUCCACCUUGUUUCAUGGAUCAGAAUAGUUAGCCAUCAUUUUUUCAUAUAGUAUCUGGAGUAUUCUACACGAAAAUGAGCUCCGGACGUCGCUCAAUUCCUUCGUCCAGAUCACAUCCGUCAUUCACUUCCACUGGCUACUCGCUGGGCCUGGGGUCUCACUCGUCCAGCAGCGAUGGGGAGGCACCGGGGAGGCGAAAGGAGGCUACCGGCGCGAGAAACAGACGACAAGCGGGCCUGUCAACAACAGAGCAGAAUUUACGGUCAAGCGUGAGAAAUACUUCAAAUAGUGAAAUUGAGCAAGUGUGUGAAAGAAUCAAUGACAAAUUAUCAGUUAAUGAUGUAAUGAGUAGAUCAUCUAGCGACCAUUCCAUAUCAAAUCUUCAUGAAAUCAAAGCGUCAUAUUCUGCACAGCAGCAGCAGACGCAUGAACGUUUAAGGCAAGGAAAUGAAAGAACUACAAUGAUGGCAAGAACAAGUAAAAAUCCAAAGAUUAUACCUUGGCGGAAAUGUGCAUUAUGCAGUAUUGCAUUUAGAACUCAAACAGAUUUUCUCAAACAUUUACGGGAUAAACAUUGUACCAAGGAGGGUGGUUCAUUUGUUUGCCGUUAUGGACUUCAUGGUGUUUGCCCAACAUUGCCUGUGGAUGGAGUGAGUGAUGUAGACUAUGAAUAUCAUGUUGCAAGGGACCAUAUGAUGGAUGAAGCUUUAGCAAACAGGUUAAAAUCUGCAGCUCAUAGCGACGCCCCUUCUAUGACAGUAGCUCCCUCAGUGGUCAGUGUUCAGCAAAAAUGGACACCCCUGUCAUCUGUGGUCAACUUACCUGCUGUCUUAAAUGACCCUAGAAAGGUCAAAAGGGAAACAGAUUUCUUCACGAAGACGUGGGGUGAAGGCUUCGUGGAUCAGAGUGAAAUUCCCUCCUCUCCGUAUGUCCCUCGCAUUUCAAGAAUCCACUUUGAGAAAUAUCUCAGGCAGGUGGCAUAUAAACUACAGCAACAUAGAAGACCAUCCGCAGUCAGUACAUCAUCACAAAGCGAUGAUGAUCAGAGCUCAAGUCUUGCCAGUGGAAAUCGAGAUUCAACACCUGAACUGCAGCAAGUACCAAAAAUGUUUUUCAGGAGUGAAUUUGCCCUGGAAAAUCAAGAGACAUUUGAAGCCGUUUUACCUUGGUCACAGUUCAAAGGUCAGCAGUCUUCUAAACUCCUUCAGGAAAAGUUAAGUCACUAUCUUGACAUAGUAGAGGUUCAGAUAGCUCGUCAGAUAUCCAUGCGUUCCAAUGCCUUCUUCAGUGCAAUGGCUUCACAUGACAAGCUUCAAGAGGACCUGGUAGCAACUACGAAAGCAGUACAUGAACUCAGGGAAAAACUCAAUAACAUUGACCAAGUAUUAGCUAAAGGCUCACUUGAAGUGAUGAGGUUAAAGGUAUCAAGAGUCAACUAUGUCAAAGUAUACAACAAGUUAAAAUUGAUGGCGACUGUGCACCAAACACAACCCACCAUUCAACUGCUACUAUCCAACUCAGAGUUUGUGGGAGCCUUAGAUCUAAUCUCCACUACACAUGAGAUCCUGACACAGGAGCUAGCUGGCAUUCAGAGCUUCAGGCAUCUAAGUUCUCAGCUGAUAGAGAUGGAGAAGCUAAUUGAUAAGAUGCUAUCGGAAGAAUUCACAAGGUUUACCUGUCAAGACCUCAAUCGACCUCUAGAUGACCCUGUACCAACUCAAGAAGACAAGUUGUCAUCUGUGAUUUUGGGCAUGAUGAGGCAAAGGAAAUUCAGCUUCCUGAAUGCUUACAGAGAAGAAACAAAUGGUGCGAUCAAGGCAGCUAUUAAGCAGACUGUUGUAGAAUCUGUAGCAGAAGCAGAUAAUGCUGAGAAUGAACUAACCCCGUCCAGUUUAUCAGAACAGAUGAGGCUUCUGAAUUUCUCCCAGUGGUUGGAUCUUUUCAACAAGGUCUUCAUGAAUCUCAUGAUACUGCUGACGAGAAUAGAGUACACUCACAGCAUCAUGCGGAAACUGGUCAACAUGGCUGCCGGAAAGACCAAUGAUGAAGGGAAGAAGAUUGAGAAUGGGUCCCAGGAGGGUCAUACAGAGAUGAAUGGUAUCAGAUCUAGUCUGGUACAGUCGGAGGAGCAUGAUAGUGAUGACGAAAGACUGGCAGAGAUUGAACAAUGUAUGGAAGCUGAGGAAAUCCUACCUCAAGGUGACUUUCUCAUCGCACCCAAUGAGCAUCAGAGAUUGAUGGCUGGAUUACAUGACCUGAUGGGAUCGGUUUGUGACUACAUGCAUGAUCGCUGUCUCAAACUACUUAUAGCUAGAGGAAAGGAUGGUUUCUUGGAGAGACUGAGCUCCAGUGAGUUCCUGACACUAUCUAGAACCAUCAAGGUUUUUGUUAGUAACUGUGAAGAGAUUUGUGGUAGAAGGAGUACUUCACUCAUUGGUGGUCUGCAGAAUCAGGCAGUCAAGUUUGUCAGUAGGUUCCACGAUGAAAGGAAAACCAAACUCAGUCUUAUUCUAGAUAGUGAGAGGUGGAAACAGGCCGAGGUACCAGCUGAACUCCAAGAUCUGCUUUCCGCUUUCUCAGACGGUACAAUAUCUCUGGAUCUCUUAGCCAAGACUGAUAUAGGUAACGGUGGGGAAAGAAAACCAUUGGACUGUGUGCAGAUCAAUGGCAGUAAAUAUGCAGUAGUUGGGACUGUAAUGUUACUGCUAAAGAUGGUAGCGGAGUAUUGUCAGUGUGUGAAGGACAUGCCUACAGCUACUAUGGAUCUUCUUACAAGACUCUUGGAACUCUUACAGAUGUUCAACUCACGUUCUUGCCAACUCAUUCUGGGUGCUGGGGCUCUUCAACUUGUAGGGCUCAAGACAAUUACUACAAAAAACUUGGCUCUGACAUCUCGAUGUUUACAGCUGGUUGCAUUGUACAUUCCUAUUGUCAAGGAUUUCUUCACUGAAAGGCUUUCUGCGAAGCAACAGAACCUUCUCAAGAGCUUUGAUAAAAUACUCAAGGAUUAUAAUGACCAUGUCCAGGAGAUCUCAAGCAAACUUGUAGCCAUCAUGGAUGAUUCCUUCAGAUCAUGUUUAUCACAGUGGGAGGUGAAAGCUCCGGUACCUUCAUCCUGCUUUCGAGAGAUCUGCAAACGAAUCAAGAAGCUCUAUGAGGCCAUCGCUGACCUUCUACCGUCAGAACAAGUCAAGGUGUUGUUCACCCGACUCAAUGCAUCAUUCAAGACGAGGCUCAAGGACCAGCUUAUACAUCUCAAUGUUCACAAUGAUGGAGGGCCAAAACAAGGGUUAGUGACCUCUGAUCUUGUCUUCUACACAGAGUUCAUACAGUCUUUGGACGGUCUUGGAGAGAUAGUGGAUAACAUGGAUGAUAUAUGGUCAUGGAGGUAGCACCUCUUCAAUCAUCAUAGCCAACUUGAAAAACCAUCUCUCUCCCCAAUCCCAGGGUAGUUCUUCUAAAGUAAACCAUUGACAUCUGUCUUGGGAUGGACUGAUUCUAGCGAUAUAAAAUUGUGUUUUGGAGCCUGUAUGUGAGACGUGUAACCGUAUUAGCAGUAGCAAAAGAAAUAUGUUCACUUGGUUUACAAGCAGUGUGUCUACUUUCAGAUUACCCAUAAACAGCUUUAUGGAACACCCUACUGGCCAGAUAUGUUACAUGAUUGCAAGAAUAUCUCUUAUAUGCUGCCAAUAAGUUCAAAUAAAAGAUUGGCUUAUUGACAAAGAAAUGUAGAUACGGCAUUUGCCAAAAGGCUGACAUCCCUGGAUUGCUCUGCAAGUUUGACUUUAUUAAAAAAUCUAUCGCCAAACCUCAAAAAGGUCUGGUGUGGGGGUGGGUAUAGAAUUACACGGCCCGGGAAGCGGGUCAUUGCCAGGGCCCUGCGGAAUUAGUAGAUCUUCUUCGAUCAUUGGCUUUGGCAAUGUGUGCUCCCUUUUAAUUAUUUUACUAUGCUAACAGUAGCUUUACCGUUACUCUUGAUCUAAUGGAAUGGUUACAGUACACACCUUGCACUGGGAUGAAAUAAUUGCCAAUGAAUUCCCCUAUGACUGCUUGAUCUCUUUUUAGGGAUAGGAUGUUCCCCUCUCUUCUCGAAUUCCCUAAUUGAACCAGACUCGAGAUGCUACGUCCCUAGGCUUUUGCCUGACUUCAGGCCUGACGACUCCGCAUUUCAGGCUUUUUGAGGUUUACAUAUUGCAUAUUGUAUAAAGAACGUUAACAUGUUUUGACUUCGUCAGUCUCAGUGAGUAAAGCUGACUGGCAACCCUGCGAACAUAAAAUGCUUUCAUGUUACAUUAGAAUAAUCCUACUAGCCAGUACCAAGCAUGUGCUAGGUUUCAGGACAAAGCAAAAUGUUAUCAGCCAUAUUAUGAAUAUUUAUGGACAUGAAUCUUGUAUCUAAUGAAUAGUUGUUUACAUGAAUCUUACACUGCUAUUUUUAUCAGUAUUGGUAUGGUGAUGAAUCUAUGCUAUGUCAUCUGCUCUACAAUUAUUUAUCUCCACUUAAGAGUUAUGAUCAACUGCGUACAUGUAGAUAGGUAUUAUUUAUAUUGUAUAGUAUAUAAACAGCAUUACUAUGUGCAAAAUUAGGAAAUAUGUAUAUUGGAUUUGAUCUAUAAUAAUAGCAGGGCCCGCUGGGAGAACAGUUUUCGGAACUGAAGUGGCCUACCCUGGGUAAAUAUGCCAAUAUUAUUAGUAGUAGAAGUAGUAGUAUCUGAACAGAAAGUAUUGUUAGGUUUUUCUAAUAAAUCAUACUUCUUGAAAUGGUGAACCACAACCAAGGGAAUUUGUGAAUUGGUUGGGAGAAGAGUAAUAUCAAAGCCCAAUUAAAAUGAUAUUCCAAAUCAUGUAUGAAUCAAUAACACUCACUUUUUCUAUGGCAACAAUCUGUUAUAAAAAAAGUAUUUAACACACACACAAGAGUGGAUUAAACUCAUCUUGCAUGGAUGUAUGUUGGGUCAACCUUAAGCAAACUUGCAGUAUUGUCUGAACGGCAAUGUUUGUUUUAACAUUCUGAAUAUGGCAGAGUAUCAAGGAAUGAUAAUAGUCUGAUGUUUGAUUUUGUGAAGGUCUGAGAUUUGUUAGGAUAUUUAGCAAUAAGCCUGACUUUUAUAGCCCUUUAUUUACACUUCUUGUUAUUUAUUUCAAAGAUGAGUAGAUUUCAUGGUUCAAAAAUAUUAUAUCAUUACAUGGAAAAAAAAAUUCUUGAUAUGCAUUUGUAAAUAAUUAUAAUUCAGUUGAACUUCUAAUCUAUUCCAAGAAUGCUGCUCAUUAUAUAAUAAAAAAAUUUCCUUCAGAAAAAUUAUAGCAAAUUGUCCUGAAUGUCAAAAACUUAGGCAGAUGAAUAAGAAUUGUAUUGUCCUUUUCACUUCAGUGCAGAAAUGUACUUCUAUUUAUUCUAAAUAAUAAAUAAUAUAGGAUUUGUAUAGCGCACGUAUCCACCUUGCUAGGUGCUCAAGGCACUCCUAUAUUACCAUGGCUAAGCUAGUCUACCGAUUCUGGUGCGCACAGCUUUUUGAGGAAUUACUUCCUGCCGGUACCCAUUUACCUCACCUGGGUCGAGUGCAGCACAGUGUGGAUAAAUUUCUUGCUGAAGGAAAACACACCAUGGUAGGAUUCGGACCCACGACCCUCUGUUAGAAAGGCGAGUCAGAACCACUACACCACGACGCACCCACACACAUUCUUAGCAAAAAGGGUAUUUUAUUUCAAUGUAGGAGCACAUUGUGUUACUAGACAUGUUAUUAGUCAAUCAGUAAAAAAGGGAGGGGCAGGUCAUGAAGUAAAGACCAUUGCAGAAACCUAUACGCUGCUGACUUUGGGGAAGAAAUUAUAAAGUUUAGAUGUACUAACAAGAAUGGGAUUAACAGGUAAUUGGAGUAGGAUAUGGUAGUAGAUUACAAAUUGGAAUAAUAAUAAUAAACAUCCAAUGAAAAUUGACUUGCAAACCCUGUGUGAAGGGAAUGAUCAUGGAUGUCAUUUUCUUCAUUAUUUUGAAAUUGGUCCAUGUGUAUUUCACACCAUUCAAGAGUGCAUUAUAAUAAUUGGGAGAUUAUCAUACAUUUCACAAUACAUGCUUCAUCAACAUUGAUUGUCAUGAGAUGCCCGAGUGAGAAUUGACGAAUGAAAGACAUUUUUAACUGAACAAUGAAUCCCAAGCGCAGGGAAAAAUAGGGAUUGAUUAUUAGAACUACAAGCAAGAUCCCAGGAAAAAUUGUAUUUAAAUGAGGUUUGUAAUCACUUUGAUAGGGCUACCACGCCUCCCUGAUUGUCAUGGAGACUUCCUGAAAAUUAACUGAUUUUUGUUUAGUACAAACUGCAAAUUUUCAACAUCUCAUUGAUUCGUACAUUGCUUUCUUUCAUUAGAAUAUGUGAAAUGGAGAAAGAUCUCCCUUCUUCCUCGGUAAAGUCUCCCCGAGAGGUGCAUAUUUAAGUUUGCAGCUCUGCUUUGAAAGAGCAACACUGCCUGGUGUUGAUUACUACGUGGUCGACCAAUCUCUCUCUCAGGAGUAACACGAAAGGAUCCCAUAAUAACUUACUCGCAUGUAUUAUGAAAUGCACAAAUUAACCUCCUCACACUGUGGUACAUUUGACCCAGCUUUAUAUAGCCUCUUACAGUUUGGUAUUCUCAAUUGCCUCUUUCUUUCCGUCUGAUUUACUUUUCAAGAAGUUGGAAUAUUGAGAGAGUGUUCAUAAAAAGCUCUAUUUUUAUUAGCAUGUUAAACAAUAGUGUACAGUAGCUUGAAGAGUUUAUUUUUAUAUGAUUUGAUAUAGCAUACUGGACAUCAGUAGCCAAAAUUUGAUAAAUGAUAUGAAAUGCUUAGAAUAUCUUGUAGAGAUGGUGUUAUAAUUGAAGGAGGAAAGGUAUGUUUAAUUUACAAAUGGUAUUCCAACCAUAGUUGAGGUCCUAGAUUGUUUAUGAUAUGUAAUGAGGUAUUUAGCAUAUUGAUUGUCUGAAAUUGUAAACGUUGGAAUAUAAAAAUAGUAAUUCUCAAAGUAUGUGAAAGUGGUCAUUGGUAAACAUUCACUUUGACAGAUUGGUUUGUGAUAAAGGCAUUUUAAGGGAAUGAAACCUUUGGAACAGGUUGGCUUCUGUGGAAACAGAAAAAUCAAAGAAUGAGAUCAAAGCUAGUUUGAGAAAAAUCAGACAAAUAAUGAGAAAGUUCUGAGCAUUUGAAUAUUGCGAUCACUAAUGCUAUGGAGAUCCUGACAUUGGCAAUGCGACAAAUAUUUGUGAUGUCACAUGUUAACUUUCCCUUUGAUGAACUACGAAAUACUAUCUACUGAUAGAUGUGAUAAGAGGCAUUUUAAGUGAAAUAUAUAGAAAAGUAACGAGAAAGUUGUUCACAUGUGACAUCACACAUCUUUGUUGCAUUGCCAAUGGUAGGAUCUACAUUACAAUAAUGAUCUAAACUUCAAAUGCUCAUAACUUUCUUACUAUUCAUUCAAUUUUUCUCAAACUUUUGUUUAUCUGUUUUUGCACAAGCUAUCUUGUUUCAAGGGUUUCAUUUUCCUUUAAUCUUACUAUGUGAUCCCGUUAUAAAUGUUUUGUUAUGUCUACUCUGGAUCAAUAAAGCAUGAAUUACACAAAAAAUAUAAAGGCAUAACUUUAUAAAUAAAAGAAAUGUAAUACAUUUAGAGCUCUGUAUAUCUUCAAUCUGUUUGCAAUAUAACCCAGUUCUUUUGGGACUUCAGAAAUCUAUUGACUUGGGAGAAAUUAGACUUAGAAGCGGUAUAUAACAACUGAUUUGCAUUACCUGGGCCCCGUCUUACAAAGAGUUGCAAUUGAUCCGAUCAACCACAGCUAUGGAAAGCCAUCAACGUCAACAUCUGAAAUUCAUUUUUGUUCAAAAUAUUUUCCACAUGUAAUAUGUAUAUUCAUACAUUCAUUGUUUUCUUGAAAAUUCAGUGUGCUUCUCGUUGCUUACAAAUGAUAUUGAGCAAAUUUCCUGUAGAAAAAAAUAUGGCAUUGAUGGAUUUCCAUAUAGUUGAGGUUGAUCGGAUCAAUCGUAACUCUUUGAAGACAGAGCCCUGAUCUAAUAUAAUGCUUUGACUUAGGCAAAUAUGUGACUUGUGGAAGAUCGACUUAGGUUUACUUGUUCUCAUAAACCUUGCCUUGCGUAUACAUCUGUCUCGGUUAUCAAACUUUGAAUCCUAACCUACAAGAUUCAACAAAAAUGAAAAUGCAUCAUUUUCCACUGGAUUGCUGAUGUCAGUCAAUGUUUUAUAUUGUAGUGACAUGAAGAUAAUAGGUUUCCCUUUUUAAUUGCAUUCCUACAUUGUCUUUUAAGAAGAAAGGAAUGUACUUAUAUUGUAAAAUUCAAACUGGAAUCCAGCUCUGCCGUUCCAAUCCACAUCUAAAUUGUUAUUUUGUUUAACUGUUUACUUAUGAUAUAAUGAAUGAAGUAUAUUACAUUCAACUGCCCAUUACUUGAAAUUAGUGCAUACAGUGUCUUUGAAUAACUGAAUUUAUAUAUUUUUUCUUUUAUUUGAAGAAUAUGGAAAGAAUGCAGAUAUGAAUGUACAAGAUCUUCAUCAUUAUUAGUUAUGAUAGGUGAUGUUUAUAUUAUGAUCAAGAAUAAAUGAAAUUAUGUGCAAUCAUAUGAAUCAUAUUACUCUCA